AUGCAUCUUUCUCUUCUUCUUCCCGCAGCAGCGCUGCUUCCCCAAGCAUUUGCCCAGCUGGACACACUCGCCAAAGCGAAGGGGUGGAAGUAUUUUGGCAGCGCCACUGAUAACGGGGAGCUUAGCGAUGCGCCCUACGUCGAGAUUCUGUCGAAGAAUACCGAGUUUGGACAGAUCACUCCGAGCAACUCGCAGAAAUGGGAUGCGACGGAGCCAGAUCACGGGACGUUUACGUUUGAGAAGGGGGAUGUGAUUACGGCUUUUGCGGCGAAGAAUAAGCAGAUGUUGAGGUGUCAUACUUUGGUUUGGUACUCGCAGUUGCCUUCUUAGGGUGAGUUUGUUUUUGGGGAUUGUGUGGUUUUUGAGGUUUGGAUGGUGACUGACAGGAUGUUUAGUUACGGGUGGUUCUUGGACUAAUGAGACUCUUACUGCGGUCAUGAAGAACCAUAUUAAGGAAGUCAUGACACAUUAUAAGGGCCAGUGCUAUGCCUGGGAUGUCGUCAACGAAGCCUUCGAAGAAGAUGGUAGAUACCGAGACAGUAUCUUCCACAAGUUAGUCUCUCACUCCCCUCCAUCUCACUACCAAGUUGCUAAUCCAAAGCAAACAGAAUCAUUGGACCAGAAUACAUCCCCAUCGCUUUCGCCGAAGCAGCUCUCCACGACGACCAAGCCAAACUCUACUACAACGACUACAACAUCGAAAACGCCGGCGGCAAAUCCACCGCCGCACUAAACGUCGUCAAGGACCUCAAAGCCCGCGGCAUCAAAAUCGACGGCGUCGGAAUGCAAGCCCACUUCAUCGUCGGCUCCACCCCCGAUCUCAAAGCGCAAACCGCCAACCUCGAAGCCUUCGUCAAAGAAGGCGUGGAAGUCGCCUACACCGAGCUCGACAUCCGCCACUCCUCCCUCCCACCCUCCGCAGCCGCUCUCACCAAGCAAUCCGACGACUACGUCAACACCAUCAACGCCUGUCUCGCGGUCGAGCAGUGCGUCGGCGUCACGAUCUGGGAUUACACCGAUAAGUACUCCUGGGUUCCAUCUACCUUCCCCGGCGCCGGCGACGCGCUUCUUUACGACAAAGAUCUGAAGCCCAAGGCUGCGUACCACGCUGUCGUCGCCGCGUUGGGGGGAUCCUCGGGAUCCGUUGCGGCCAAGGAGGUUCGUGCUGGUGCUCCGGAGGAGACGCCGUUGCCAUCUUUGCCUUCGCCUAUACCUACGACUUUGUCGUCUAGUACACGUCCUGCUGCGACUCCUACGCCUGCUCCGGGUACGGAUGGUGGUGCGGUUGGCACGGUGGCUUUUUGGGGACAGUGUGGUGGGACGGGGUUUACGGGGAGUACGAAGUGUGCGGAGGGGUCGACUUGUGUUGUGCAGAAUCCGUAUUAUUCGCAGUGUAUGUAG
Molecule: messenger RNA, 1401 nt
Organism: Hymenoscyphus albidus
Lineage: Eukaryota; Fungi; Ascomycota; Leotiomycetes; Helotiales; Helotiaceae
Source: the annotation of a GenBank genome assembly